ACUGUUACUUAUCGUUCCGUCUCAACAGAUCCGGAAAUGCUGAACCAGAUAGAGAAGACUCUUUACAGCGGUCAUGCAUCAUAUAAAGUAUCCAUGUCGACUGGAUUUCUUGAUAUAUGGGAAGCGGCUACACUGUCCAUCAAGAGGGAAGGAUACAGUAUAAAAUUUAGUGGGGCUAGUGGUGAUGUCAUCACGGAAAAGUUUUCUCCAAAUACAGUUGUUUCAAUUCCAUUUGGAAAUCCUUCUGGGUUUAUAAUAAUUGGUAACAAUUUUGAGCAUCAGUUGCGAGUGGACAACAAUCCUGCUGAUUUUACCUGUUUGAGAGAUACCAUUGUGCUAACCUUGAGAUUAUUCAUUCUAAGGGCUGGCGAGAGAAGGAAAGGAAGAAAGAGAGUUUUGUUCUUUCACAAGUAAAGAAGAAUAGUAAAUGCAAAGUUUUCCAUUGCCGUUUUUUCUUACCUUUCUCUAUUUUAUGUCAGUUUUGUUGAAUUAGCUCUUUUCUCAAAGACUUCUAUUUAUGAGAAAUGUAUAUGAUGAGUAAAAUGAGAAUGAAACAGUGCCUUCCUCUCGUUACGCCACUUUAGCCUUCAGCUUCACUUUUUGUUUAUGCUCUGAAUAAUAUAUAUGAUGCUCUUCGAAAA
Messenger RNA from Cucurbita pepo subsp. pepo (vegetable marrow), 641 nucleotides. NCBI's taxonomy places the organism in Eukaryota, Viridiplantae, Streptophyta, Magnoliopsida, Cucurbitales, Cucurbitaceae. The record is from RefSeq and is a predicted model, not a curated record.